Messenger RNA from Fusarium falciforme, 1476 nucleotides. RefSeq lists its product as uncharacterized. Gene Ontology annotation, cellular component: nucleus. Lineage: Eukaryota; Fungi; Ascomycota; Sordariomycetes; Hypocreales; Nectriaceae. Gene Ontology annotation, molecular function: DNA binding; zinc ion binding. The transcript is spliced from 3 exons. Bases 1 to 1476 code for a protein of 491 amino acids. The record is from RefSeq and is a predicted model, not a curated record. Gene Ontology annotation, biological process: DNA-templated transcription.
AUGUCUCACAUAAUCAUGGUAUCGGGCAUGUCUCAUUUUAUAAUAGGCAACGCGUGCCAGCUGAUCCAUAUUAUUGGUCUCGGAUCGCCAAGAUCGCGAAACGCGGGGCUAUUAACCUCGGAGAUAAGACGAAGGCGACUUUGGGCUUGCUAUCUCAUGCAUUGCUUCAGCUCGGAAAAACUGUUUCGAUUUGAUUCAAUCGCGGAUAUUCAGGCUUUAGCUUUACCUUGGCCGGAACCAGAUUUCCGACAAGGUGCCUCAAAAGCUCCCUCUUCAUACUUGAACUCAAAAGGAAACAGCAGAAGCAUCUUUGCUGAGUUGAUCCGAGGGUUGACUCUUUGGUGCCACGUUGUCUGUGCUGUCAAAACUCCAGAAGCUGGCAUGGAUAGCAAAAUUGCAGACAUUUGCACCAUUGAGAAUAAACUAUCGGCUUGGUGGGAGGCGGUGCAGCCAGACUUCAAGUUGGAUCCCCACGACAUGAGAGGCGUUGAACAGAAAGAAUUCUCUACAAUUUUGUUGACCAACCUCGUCUACCACCAGUCUCUUUGUGCUCUCCAUGCCUCUAUAGUUCCUCUCUUCUGUUGGACUAAAGGCGACGGGAGUUGGUCAUCUGCUCGGCAGGUAUCGGCUCAAACUGCUUUCGAGCAUGCUGGCAUAGCCUCCGAACUUAUCAACGGUGUCCUAUCGAAGAGUACCCGGCCCAGUGCGAUGCUAAGUUAUGUUGCUUACGCAGCAUAUUGUAGCUGCGCCAUACAUAUCCCAUUCUUGUGGUGUUCCCAGUCAACCAUCAGAGAGAGGGCCUACGCCAAUGUUGGGGCGAACGUCAGGAUGAUGCAGGCCAUGAGCCCGUACUGGAAGCUUGCCUCACUGCUGGAAAUAUACGCCCGGUGCCUGUAUGAUAUCCACCAGCGAAACCCGCCCGUCGUCAGCAAUGAGCCCAAACAUGCCGACAUCGCUGAGUUUACCAGCUUCAAGGCCGAUGCCUCCCUCGCUAGGUCCUCUAUCUUGGAGUUCACUGGAAUUUUGCGGUCGAGUGAGGGUGGGUACAUACGCCCUGGCGAGGAGAGUAAUACUAUAAGGAUUGAGAGUGAUGAUGGGAGCGCCGGGCUAUUAUCCACGCCGUUCUUGGUGACAGAGCCGUUGGCCGAGGCCAUGGCAAAGAACACCGAAGAACCGGAGGCCGAUUUGCGACCACCUUCAGACGGGGGGGAUCGAAGGAGUUUGGAUUUCAUGAAACCAAAAAGUCCUGGCCUUCAACCAGAAGCAACUCAACUGAACGGGCCGCAAAAUCUGGCGGAACGUCAGCAACUUGAUGCAAUUGCCAGCGAAUGGCCAACUUUGGAUGUGUUCAACUCUUUGUUUGACGCUGAAAUGGCCAAUUUCUUUCCGGACGCUAUGAGUAUUGACCCUUCGCUUCUGGACACAGAACCGUUGACGUGGGACUUUUUGGACAUGCCAGCAGGGGAUGGCGAUUGA